Messenger RNA from Cantharellus anzutake, 1548 nucleotides. RefSeq names its product fungal-specific transcription factor domain-containing protein. The transcript is spliced from 7 exons. Gene Ontology annotation, biological process: DNA-templated transcription. The coding region runs from base 1 to 1548 and encodes 515 amino acids. Gene Ontology annotation, molecular function: zinc ion binding; DNA binding. The record is from RefSeq and is a predicted model, not a curated record. Lineage: Eukaryota; Fungi; Basidiomycota; Agaricomycetes; Cantharellales; Hydnaceae.
AUGGCCUCGCGUGCAAGAACCUCCACCUCACCGGAUGGCGCAAAGACCCGACGGAGGGGUGAUCCUUAUUCCCGACCUUCAAAUCCCCAGAAUCAGUCCAAUGUUGAAAAUCCGGUAGGUCUGUUCGUGAAGAAUCAGUGCGACGCAGAACUCACCCAUGUGGAGGAUGCACCCUUCGCGCCCCUUGUCCCAUACGUUCCGCGAUGGAAUCGCCACUUACCAGACACAGACCUCGACUCGAGUGAACACAACUCAGUCCUUGCUGCCUAUUUUUCCCUAUCCUGUAGCUGGAACAUGAUCGUGAACCCUACUUGUUUCGUUCGCGAUUACGCCAAAGCUUUAUCGCAGGAGAUUGGUGAGGAAGUAGCUCAUUACUCUCCAAUGCUUCACAACGCUAUGCUCGCCUUCGCCUUGGCGUUCUCAUCAAAUCAGGCGCACCAAUCUGUCGAGUUCCGUCGGCGGUUUGUCACUCAGGCGAAAGUUUACGUUGAUACUGAAUGUCAAGCACCAACUCUGAGCACUGUCCAGGGGCUUGCCAUUCUCUCUUGUUUCCAUAGUGGAGCCGCCGAGUUAGUCCUUAGCUUUACGUACUUAGGGAUGGCAAUGCGGGUUUCCCAAGCUCUCAAUCUGGAGAAUAUGAAACUGGGAACUAGACUCAAUGAUAUUGAUUAUCAGCGCGCUUGCGUUUUCUGGAGCCUAUUCUCGAUGGACAAAUGCGGCAGCUUGUAUGUUGGUCGACCUCAAACUCUCGCUCCUUCCUUCGAAGGCCCAUAUCAACCGCCGGGCACCCCGCCGAUCGACUACGGUGUAGACGUUGGCAUGGAGUGUUUGCAACCCCCACCAUCUCAUGUUUCAGGACCGCCAAAUAUUGCAUUUAUUUGGUACAUUAAGGUGAUGCGUAUCAUUCAGCUUGCCAUGAAGAUGCUAUAUGGUAAAAACGGUGUUUGCAAUCCCAUCGUUGAUAUUCGCCACAUUGAGUACAUAAGCGGGCAGUUAGAACGAUGGAAACGAGAUCUUCCCGGCUCUCUUCGCAUUGAUGAUAAAGACCCCGAUCUUCACGUCACUCCCGAAGUGACAAUGGUUAAUCUCAUGUGCGAAUGGAUGCACAUCCUUCUGUAUCAGCCCUUUUACCAAGAUCGCUCCAGCAUUCGUUACAUCACCACUCCCGUGCACCAGAUCGGUUUUUCUGAUCAGGAUUACACCCGUGUCUCACAACAGCGCGAGCGAGCAUAUCAGACUGCCACGCCCGCCGCCGAGCGGAUCCUUUUCUUGUUGGAGAAAUUUGACUCUGAACAUGGUCUCGACAAGAUGGACAAUGCCUCCGUCCAAAUAGCCUACGUUGCUGGGAAAAUUCAUUAUCUGGGCAUUAUAGACAGUACCUCCGCUGUCCAUAGAUCCAUGUCAUCCAAGGAUGGCAUGGAGAAGGCUAUUCAACUCCUGAGGAGGAUGGGCAGCAUCUGGGGAUCUGCCGUGGCUUCGGCGAACAGACUCGAGGAAUUGUUCACGACUGCUUCUGGGAAUGCGUUGGGGGAAAACUCGGCAUCGUAA